This is a messenger RNA of Episyrphus balteatus (marmalade hoverfly), 3745 nucleotides long. RefSeq lists its product as uncharacterized. The transcript is spliced from 13 exons. Gene Ontology annotation, molecular function: glutamate-gated receptor activity. Gene Ontology annotation, cellular component: membrane. The record is from RefSeq and is a predicted model, not a curated record. NCBI's taxonomy places the organism in Eukaryota, Metazoa, Arthropoda, Insecta, Diptera, Syrphidae. Bases 20 to 3508 code for a protein of 1162 amino acids.
GAAAACAACAACAUUCAAGAUGAAUUCCAAUAAACUUCACAAAAAAUCCAACACUUCAGUUGUUUCAUUUCUAUUUCUGAUGGCAAUAAUUUUACAUCGAUUCGCAAACGCAUCAUGGACAACAUUGCAAACAACAUCAGAGAAGGCAAACAUAAAGCCAAAAAUUGCAUCUUAUUACACUCGGGGGCUAUUUCGACAAACAUCACUAGCAUCAGAACAACAACACCAGCAACAAAAACAACAACAACAAGAAGAACUCUUCUUCGAUAGCAAGCAUUUUGUUGACAAAAAGUCGAACAAUAUUGAUGUCAACCAUCUGGAAAGUGCUGCAGGCAGCCCAGGGAUGCUACAUCAUUUAAUUUAUGAACUUGUCCAAUACAAGCAUAUACCGAGAGUAAGUUUGCUAACAUGCCAGCAGGAUAAUGGGAACGGCAGUGGCCUGGACGGUGAUGGUGACGUGGGCAAUGGGUCACCAUCACCAACCAGACAGCAGCAGCGAAAGCAAACGAGGACAUCGAUUAAUAUUGACACGCUGACAAUAUUGAGAUCGUUUUUCACAGGCAAGGAUAAUCGUCGUCGUAGUCGUCGUCCGAAUAAGGGACACACGAUUGAUGGUGUCAACAUUUCCAGCAGCUUCAGUUCAAGUGAAUGGCCUGUUCAUAGUCGCAGUCGUCGUAGUGAACGUGGAGAACGACGAAGCUCUGCAUCAGAUUUUCAGCCAAAGGGUGUUUUAAUUAAAAUUCUGCGAAUAGAUCUAUUAAUCAAUAGUUACCAAGCAAGUGAGAGUUUUGCAAAUAAAAAUAAGUCCAACGACGGGACAAUGAAUGCAUCCGAGUUGCUUGCAACGUUCCUUCGAAGUGAAGUUUUGCGACAAAUUGUUGUAUUGGAUUUGUCUUGCAAUAUUGCCAGUCGAAAGGUCUUGGAAAUGGCUUCUAACAAAGGACUUUUCAACUCCUCAUAUCAUUGGCUUUUGAUUGAGGAUUAUACUUUUAAUCGGCAAGCAGAUGAUGAUGACGACGACCAUGAAGAUAGUGAUGUGCGGAAUGAUUCCCAGCAGCUGCUGCAGGAUAUCCCAACUACUGCCACUGUUGAUACUUCUAAUGCUGCUCUAGAUCCAGUCCCUAAUGCCACUACGAGAAUCUCAUCAGGGGAUGAUAAAAUCAAUAGAGAUGGCCGAAAGAACAACGACAACGUUAAAGACGAUGACGACGAAGUCAGUGACAACAAAGUCUUCAACUCUACUGAUUCCAAAGAGAAGGAAGAGAAGGAGCAGAAGAACAUAUUGCUUAUUGAGGAGUUUCUAGAAAAAAUCAACAUCAAUAUAAAUACUGAGCUAAUAUUGGCAAAGCGAAUCAAUGAGGGUCCAGAUUCACAUUCAAAGAGGGAUUACUACAUGUUGUAUGACGUUUGGAAUCCUGGUUUCCAAUACGGUGGCAGUCUAAACAUAACACACAUUGGAAACUUCUCACCAGAUAAUGGCCUCCAAUUGCAACCAUGGUAUCGACAAAAUACCGCAAUCAUCCGUAGAAUGGACAUGAAACAUGCCUACAUCCGUUGCAUGAUUGUGAUAACCAACAAGAAUCACUUGGACAACUUGGAGGAUUACUUGACACAGCAAUAUGACACCCACCUGGAUUCGAUGAAUCGUUUCAAUUUCGCUCUCCUCUCCUACGUCAGGGAUUUAUUUAAUUUCAGCAUGGUCAUGUCGCGUACUCCCUCCUGGGGCUAUCUGAAAAAUGGAAAAUUCGAUGGAAUGAUAGGAGCACUUGUACGACGUCAGGCUGAUAUCGGUGGAUCACCGAUUUUCUUUCGGAUAGAACGUGCCAAGGUGAUUGAUUACACAACAAGGACAUGGAUUGCCAGACCAUGCUUCAUAUUCCGACAUCCACGAACUAUCCGAACGGACCAAACUGAGUUCCUUCAACCUUUUGCCAAUGAUGUUUGGAUACUCGUGGCAGUUGUCGGAGCAGCAACUAUAACUCUUUUGGGUGUUUUGACAAUUGUAGAGCAGAAAAUCAUGCAAGAAGGUUAUUCUUCUGACAAAUCGUCAGUAUUCCAACAACAACAACAACAAAGCAAAAUAAAUGCAAUCGAUGUAAGAAACACUAAGAACCAACACAAUCCCCUAAGGAAGAAAACUACAAUGGAAGUAGAUAUUGAAGUAAGUCCUUUCACUCAAAAGGAUACAAUGCCCUUGGCACGACUUGGUUUCCUUAGAGAUGCAGCUGCUUGGUUCGCAAAUACCGAGGGAAGAAAAAGUGAUGAGACUACUACCAACACCAUCUCGAAUUCCAACAAAAAUGCAAUAACUUUGAGAAAGGAAAGAUUUAACAUCAAAGCUGUUGGUGGAAUUGGAAUAGGAAGAAAAAAAGGACAAGUCCCGAUGGAUUAUGGCCAAGGCGUUGCUUCUUCUGUCUUGGAGCAAAGUGAAAUUGAUUGUAUUGAUAAUGGUGUCAGAGUUAGUGGUCCGAUCAAUGCUGUAGUUUCACUUAAUAACCAUGGCCAUAGUGAAACUGGUGGUAGUUUGAAGAUGGGGAAAAGUUUGAAGAAAUAUUUUAGUCUCUGGAUGAAAUACUUUUGCAAGACAGAUGGAAAUAUUUCAAAUAAAAAACGAUGGGAGAUAAUGCUGGAGUCAAUGCUCUUUUAUAUUGGAUCAAUUUGUCAGCAAGGAUUAUCACUUUCCACGAAUCUACUCUCGUGUCGCUGUGUAAUCAUUACCAGUCUUCUCUUCUCCUACUGCAUCUACCAAUUCUAUUCGGCUAGCAUAGUUGGAACACAACUGAUGGAAAAACCAAAAACCAUAAAGACCCUACGCGAUUUGGUUCAUAGUUCACUGGAAAUUGGAAUUGAAGAUAUCGUCUACAACCGUGAUUUUUUCUUACACACAAAAGAUCCAGAUGCCAUUCAAUUGUACGCUUCUGUAUCACUACCUCCAGACCAGAACUCAUCAGCAGCAUCAGACAACGGCAGCCAGACAUCAGCGGAACAGCAGCAGCAGCGGAAAAAAAUCGACCCCAUCACCGCUACUGCUAGUAAUCACAGAAAAAGAGUACAAUCAAAAACUAGCGAAGCAUCCAACUGGCAUGAUCCCGAGUAUGGCGUGGCAAAAAUUAAACAAGGAGGAUUUGCUUUUCAUGUGGAUGUGGCCACAGCAUAUAAAAUAAUCUCGGAUACCUUUAAGGAAAAGGAAAUUUGCGAUUUGUCGGAAAUUCAACUAUUUCCACCACAGAAGAUGGUCAAUAUUGUGCAGAAGGGAUCACCGUUGAAGAAAAUCAUAACUUAUGGGCUACGACGAAGCACAGAGGCCGGACUAAUGGAUUACCAGAGAAAAGUCUGGCACUCGCCAAAACCGCGGUGCGUGAAGCAGAUCCAAACUGAUGAUUUGAGGGUUGAUAUGCAGACAUUCACAUCAGCAGUUUUCGUACUUAUCUUUGGAUUUGCAGCUAGCAUAGUUGUCCUGGCUCUGGAGAUGGUUCAUAAUAAUUUAUGGCAACAAUUUGCUACAUAAGCAGCAGCAGUAGAAUCAGGAGCAGCAGCGGCAACAGCAGAAUAAUAUGGAGCAGGAGCAAGGAGUUUUUUUUUUGGUUUGGAUUGGUGACAAUGACGCGGUAUGACGGUAGACGUUUGUGGUGGCGUUGCAUUUUGUUUGGUUGGAUACCUUUUUGGCUUCAAAAAAUUUGUUUAAAAAGAAAACUGCAGUUGACAUCAUUGAAAUGUUUUCGGUUGCGGUGAUUUAUGUUUUUGA